CGUGGCGGGAAAAGCGGCCCCUUCAGAACCGCAUUACUUCUCCAACGGUGUCUUCGUGUCGGCAAUGGAGCGGCAAUUCCAGGAGCAAACUGCCGCAGAGUCGGCGGACUCCGGAGGGGCAGGCGGGCUGCCGCAGGUCGCCGGCUCCCAGGAGGCACGCAGCGACGACCGAAUGACCCUGCUGCUCAGGCUGAGAGCACAGACAAAACAACAACUCUUAGAAUAUAAGUCAAUGGUUGAUGCAUAUGAAGAAAAAACUCCAGAACAAAUCAUUCAAGAAAACCAAAUUGAAGCUAAAGUUGAAGACCUAGAAAAUGAAAUUGAAGAGGUAAAAACUGCUCUUGAAAUGAAAAAUCUUGCAUUAGCCAGGAUGCAACUGUCAACUGCACUUAAAAAAAACCUGGAAAAAAAUGACACCAUGAAUAGUGUGCUCAUGGAUAACAUGAAACACAUAUUAAAGCUGAAUAAGUUAAUAAUGAAAUCACAGCAGGAAUCUUGGGAAUUAGAGGAAAAACUGCUUGAUGUUAGAAAGAAGAGAUUACAAUUAAAACAAGCUUCAGAAAGUAAGCUUUUAGAAAUACAGACAGAAAAGAACAAGCAGAAAGAAGAUCUGGACAAUGUGGAAAAUUCAGACAAGAUAAAGGCCAUGCAAAAAAACCUACAGAAAGAGAUACAAAUUACUACAGUUAUUCAACAUGUGUUCCAGAACCUCAUUUUAGGAAGUAAAGCUAACUGGGCAGAGGAUUCUGCCCUCAAGGAAACUGUUCUACAACUUGAGAAGAAUCUCACCAUGAUCUAAUAAAAAAUCUGUUUUGGCAGAUUUCAAGUGAAAUAUAUUUCAGUGUUUUUGAAACCAUUCUAAUGCUGCAAUUUUUGGGCUUGAAUUAACCCUAUAUUAUGGAAUCUGUUUUAUAUGUGAUUAUUAAAGUGACAGACAUAUUCUUUUUUUUAAAAUAUUUAUUUUUAGUUAUAACAGUAUCUUGAUUUUAUUUUUAUGUGAUGCUGAGGAUCAAACCCAGUGCCUCAUGCAUGGUAGGCGAGCACUCUACCUCUGAGCCACAACCCCAGCCUGUGACAGACAUAUUCUAAAGGUGUCCAAAAAUCUUAGCUUUGGGAGAGAAGACAUUUGGUCCAACUUCUGUUUAAUGUGGACAUUUUCAACAUUCUUGAUAGUCCCACUUCUUAUUUGGAAUACUUAGGUUCAUUUAUACAUGUAGUUUUGGGUUUUGUUACCAUGUUAAGGAUGGAACCCGAGGUCUCACACAGGCCCGGCAAGUAUUCUACCUCUGAGCCACAACCCCGAGUCAUAUGCAUUUGUUUAUCAACCAAAAUAGUAGAAAAAUGUAUAAGUGUCAACAGUUGUGAUUAUUUGUAGCAGGAUUUUUUUUUUUUUAAGACUUGACUCCUUCUGGGCUGGGGUUGUAGCUCAAUAGUAGAGCGCUUGCUUCACACACGUGAGGCCCUGGGUUGGAUCCUCUGCCCCACAUAAAAAUGAAGACAUUGUGACAAUCUACAACUAAAAAAAAAAAAAGACUUGGGGAUGGGGUUGUGGCUCAGUGGUAGAGUGCUCACCUAGCAUGCAUGAGUCACUGCGUUCAAUCCUCAACACCACAUAAAUGUAAAAUAAAGAUAUUGUGUCCACCACAAACUUAAGAAUAAAUAUUU
This is a messenger RNA of Marmota monax (woodchuck), 1665 nucleotides long. It is a transcript of the gene Cenph, whose product is annotated as centromere protein H. Gene Ontology annotation, molecular function: kinetochore binding. The transcript has 9 exons. Gene Ontology annotation, biological process: chromosome segregation; mitotic spindle organization; kinetochore assembly. Lineage: Eukaryota; Metazoa; Chordata; Mammalia; Rodentia; Sciuridae. Gene Ontology annotation, cellular component: nucleus; kinetochore. The coding region runs from base 65 to 799 and encodes 244 amino acids. The record is from RefSeq and is a predicted model, not a curated record.